AUGUCCAGACCAGAGGCAAAAGCCCAGAGCGACAUCGAGAAGACCGACCUUGACGGCUUGGCACGAGAGCAGCCGACUUCGGAUGAUUCUGGCACUGGCGAGACCCUUUCUGGGCAGGCUGUUGUGAUCAUCCUGCCUACCAUCGGCCGUGACAUUGGCAUCCCGGACUCUCGACAGCAGUGGGUCGUCUCAGCCUACGCCCUCGCCUUCGGCUGCUUCCUGCUCCUCUGGGGCCGGAUCGCUGACAUCUACGGCAAGCGGAAGAUCUUCGUGCUCGGCUCUGGCUGGGUGGCCGUCACGCUGGCUGUCAACCCUGUCAUACCGAAUGAGAUCGCCUUUGACCUGUUCCGCGGGUUCCAGGGCCUUGGUGCUGCCGCAAAUGUGCCGACCGCCCUUGGGAUCCUUGGGACGACCUUCCCGCCAGGCAAGGCCAAGAACUAUGCCUUUUCUAUGUACGCCGCCGGCGCACCCCUUGGCAGCAUCUUUGGUAACCUCCUGGGUGGAUUGAUUGCUAGCUAUGCGCAUUGGACAUGGGUGUUCUGGGCUCUCGCCAUCCUCGCUGCGCUGGUCACCGUCGCUGGUUACUUUGUUAUUCCUCCUCCGCCGACCACGCUGCAUGCCCAAGGCGUCAAGGUGAAGGCAACUGUCGACUGGAUUGGCGCAGUCUUGAUCACAGUCGGCUUGAUGGUGAUGCUCUUUGCGCUCACCGAGGGAAACGUGGUUGGCUGGAAGACCCCUUGGGUGCCGGUGCUUAUCGUGGUGGCCCUCGUCAUCAUCGCUGCGUUCGUCUUCUGGCAGCACCAUCUGGAGAAGACGGGGAAACAAGCGCCCCUGGUGAAGGUCUCUAUCUUCAAGAGCGGGCGGUUCAGCGCUGCCAUGGUCAUCAUGGCCCUUUUCUUCUCGAGUUUCAACUGCUAUCUCAUCUACACCACCUACUACUUCCAGGACUUCCAAGGUCUGAGCCCGAUCCAGACGACUCUUCGGUAUAUACCCACUGGCGUUGUUGGUGUGCUCACGGCGGCGAUCACCGCGAGGCUCAUCGCGAUCAUACCGACGUACUUGCUCCUCAUGUUCGGCAACCUCUGCAUGGCCGUAGCUUGCCUGCUCUUCGCCGCACCUAUACCGCCGACGACGACAUACUUUGCCUACGGCCUUCCAGCCAUGGUGCUCAGCGUGUUUGGAGCAGACAUCACAUGGCCGUGCAUGACGCUCUUCACAUCACACUCUCUACCCCAAGCCGACCAGGCUAUGGGCGGUGCGCUGGUGAACGCGGUCGGUCAGUUCGGCCGAGCCAUUGGCUUAGCCAUAGCAACGGCGAUCCAGACCGCUGUCAUGGCAGAUGCGAGGGGGACGAGUGUCGACGGCUCGGGCCCGAUGAAGACGUGGGACCAGCCAACCCUCAAGGGCUUACAGGCUGCGCAGUGGUUUGACUUCGCACUUGGGGCGGCAAAUCUGCUUGUGGUUGCUGUAGCUUUCCGUGGCUCGGGGAUUAUUGGGAAGACUGACCGGAAGGAACAGAGCGGAGUGACGGCACAGGAACCAGGUAGGAGAGUGGCGGCGAGGAGGGCAUAA
Molecule: messenger RNA, 1572 nt
Organism: Diaporthe citri
Lineage: Eukaryota; Fungi; Ascomycota; Sordariomycetes; Diaporthales; Diaporthaceae
Exons: 2
Coding region: 1-1572 (523 amino acids)
Biological process (GO): transmembrane transport
Cellular component (GO): membrane
Molecular function (GO): transmembrane transporter activity
Source: RefSeq, a predicted model, not a curated record